Molecule: messenger RNA, 1654 nt
Organism: Lampris incognitus (smalleye Pacific opah)
Lineage: Eukaryota; Metazoa; Chordata; Actinopteri; Lampriformes; Lampridae
Gene: fgf18a
Product: fibroblast growth factor 18a
Exons: 5
Coding region: 193-825 (210 amino acids)
Biological process (GO): positive regulation of cell population proliferation; positive regulation of protein phosphorylation; positive regulation of gene expression
Cellular component (GO): cytoplasm
Molecular function (GO): type 2 fibroblast growth factor receptor binding; growth factor activity; type 1 fibroblast growth factor receptor binding
Source: RefSeq, a predicted model, not a curated record
GCUGUGAAAGGUUGCCCGGCGGUCACAGUGGCACAGCCGCCCCCGCCUCACACCUCAACACCGCCGAUGCCAACGGGAGUGUCCGCUGAGUUUUUGACUCCGCACAAUAUCCGGCGAAUUCAAAUCACAGACGGGAUCCAUCCGGACUACUGUCGGACUCCGGGCCAAGUUCCGUAGUGGAGGAGGGAAGCAAUGUGGUCCCUUCUCUCCACGCUGGCUGUCUUAUGUAUCCAGAUGUUACUGGUGAUGUGCAAUCCAUUACAGCAGGUGUUUGGUGUGGAUGGGGUAAACUUCAGCGUGCAUGUGGAGAAUCAGACGCAGGUGCGGGACACCAUGAGCCGACGGCAUCACCGGGUCUACCAGCUCUACAGCCGCACCAGCGGCAAACACGUCCAGGUACUGGGCCGUCGGAUCAGCGCCCGCGGAGAAGAUGGAGACAAAUAUGCCCAGCUUGUAGUGGAGGCCGAUACCUUUGGUAGCCAGGUGAGAAUCCGGGGUAAAGAAACCAACUUCUACCUGUGCAUGAACCGCCGCGGCAAGCUUGUGGGAAAGAAGGCCAGUAAUCGUAGCGCUGACUGCGUCUUCGUGGAGAAGGUUCUGGAAAACCACUACACAGCCCUGAUGUCAGCUCGCUAUGCCGACUGGUAUGUGGGCUUCACUAAACGAGGGCGUCCCCGCCGUGGCCCGCACACGCUCCCCAACCAGCAGGAUGUUCACUUCAUGAAGCGCUUCCCGCCUGGGGAGCAGCCUGACUUAACCACACCCUUCCGUUUCACCACGGUGAGCAAGCGGAGCAAGAGGGUGCGUGCCUCUGGGCCUCGCUAGUAGCAGCUAAUGCUAACGCCCACCACCCUGUUUUCCAAAACCUUGACCCAAGCCAGCUAAUGGCUAACCCACUCCUCUCUGCUGUUGCACCCCAUUGAACACCUCCGUUUGCUGGAAUAACAAACACAGACCAACUUUCAGAAAAUCGAUGAAUCAUUUACGGAGUUAAACUUUACAGCACCUAAUCUGCUCCCUACACAGUAAUAACCAUUCCAGAAGAUCUUUUUCCACUCAAAAGGACAAUGUCAACUACUACAAGAACCUCCUCAUCAGUUGUAGCUCCAAGGGUGUGGCCAGACUCCCUCCAUUGCCCCAAAAUAUUGACAGGGCCCUUGAAAGGCAGCCAAACUGAGUCCCGUCCUCAUGACUCUACUGAGGCCCAAUGUCCACAACCACAAAAACCACGGGGCCUGUAUGUCUCCUACUCCGGACCAGCUAUUUAACAUUGUUUCGGAUGGGAUUACCGCAACUGGACUAUUCAGAGGGGGAGAGAGAGUGGCUGACUGAACAAGGGAGUGGGUGCUUAGCCUUUGAAUAAAGGGGAGGAUGAAAGAAAAACAGCCAAGGAGGAGACAGGAACAAGGUGGAGCAGACAAAGGAGUGGAAUAAAUUGGACAGAGCGAAACAGUAACAGACUGUUGGCAUGUGACGCACUUCUCUCAGUCUCACUGACUAGUGGGAACCUGUGAGACUUGGGAUGGAUGUAUGGACUGAUGGAUAGAUUGAUGGAUGGAUGACUUACUGAAUGAAUGCUUAUUUGAAAGCGGUAGAGGAUGAGAAAAUCAAUGUGUGUGUGUGUGUGUGUGUGUGUGUGUGUGUGUGUGUGUGU